CUGAGUUAGAACUGGGAGCUACGAGCAGCAGCAACAACGGCAGUAUCAGCAUCAGCAUCAGCAUCUCUGGGCAUCAGUACAGCACACACAGCAUGGGGCUGUGCAGCACCCUCACCUGCCUGGUCUGCCUCACUCUGCCCCGGCACCUCUCUGCAGAGCAAGUUAUUCUUCUGGAUUCCAAGGAGUCACAAGCAGAGCUAGGCUGGACCUCACACCCAUCAAAUGGCUGGGAGGAAAUUAGUGGUGUUGAUGAGAAUUACAAGCCAAUUCGUACUUACCAAGUGUGCAAUGUGAUGGAGCCAAAUCAGAACAACUGGCUGCAGACAGGCUGGAUCUUGAGACGGAAUGGGCAAAGGAUCUUUAUUGAGCUCAAAUUCACUCUAAGGGACUGUAACAGCAUUCCUGGAGUUGUGGGGACAUGCAAGGAGACAUUUAAUCUUUACUACAUUGAAUCUGAUUUCGAUCUUGGAAAAAACAUCAAGGAAAGCAAGUAUGUCAAAAUUGAUACCAUUGCAGCAGAUGAAAGCUUCACUCAAGGGGAUCUAGGAGAACGCAAGAUGAAACUGAACACAGAAGUUAGAGAGAUUGGACAUCUUAACAAGAAAGGCUUUCACUUGGGAUUUCAGGAUGUGGGAGCUUGUGUUGCCCUAGUCUCUGUACGUGUCUAUUAUAAAAAGUGCCUCUCCACAGUGCAGAACCUGGCAGUGUUUCCAGACACAGUGGCAGAGGCAGCCUUUUCAACUCUAGUGGAAGUUAGGGGGACUUGCGUGAAUAACUCUGAAAUAGACUUGGAUAAUCCACCCAGGAUGCAUUGCAGUGCAGAGGGGGAGUGGCUGGUCCCUAUUGGAAAAUGUACUUGUAGUGCUGGCUUUGAAGAAAAGGAAGGUAGCUGUGCAGCUUGUCCCCCGGGGUUUUAUAAGAUGUCCAGCCGGCUCCAGAUUUGUGUUCCUUGUCCUCAGCAUAGCUACACAAACCAAGAGUCAUCCACAGUAUGCACUUGUGAGAAAUACUUCUACAGAUCUCCCCUGGAUUCCCCUUCCACUACAUGUACACGUCCCCCAUCUGCCCCAAGAGAUCUGAUAUACAGCAUGAAACAGACUACACUGGUUUUAGAAUGGAAUGCACCAUUGGACACAGGAGGCAGGGGUGAUCUUACCUAUAACGUUUUCUGUGACCGGUGCUCUGUUGCCUUUCAACAAUGUGAGCCUUGUGGCAGCAGCAUUGGAUAUGUACCUCAGCAGAUUGGAUUAGUGGACCGGACAGUAACAAUGGUGAAUUUGCUGCCUCGCAUGAACUAUACUAUUCGGGUGGAGUCUGUGAAUGGAGUCUCUGAUUUUAGCACAUAUUCUAAGAAAUUUGCUGAAAUUAACAUCUCAACCAACAAUGCAGCUCUGUCUUUGAUCACUGACAUCCGGGCAGAUAAAGUGGAUCAAAAAAGCAUCACGCUAUCAUGGCAGGAGCCGGUUUUCCCAUUUAUCAACAACACAGAGUAUGAGAUCAAGUACUAUGAAAAGGACCAAAGAGACCAAAGUUACUCCACAUUGAAAACAACUUUGACAGCAGUAACUGUUCAUAACCUGAAGCCUGGAACAGUUUAUGUCUUCCAAAUCCGCACAUCCUCAUCAUCACAAGAUUAUGGAAGCUAUAGUUCAAGCAUUGAAGUGGAAACACUAGGAGAAUUGGCCCUAGCCUCCAGUGAGCAGAAUCCUCUUAUCAUCAUAGUGAUCGUGUCUGUAGCAGGAUUCAUCGUAUUGCUCUCCAUGGUUGUAGGACUCAUGAUAUGGAGGAGGCAGUGUGGCUACAGCAAGGCGAGUCAGGAUGGAGAUGAAGAACUGUACUUCCACUUCAAAAUACCUACAAGAAGAACGUACAUUGAUCCAGAUACUUGUGAAGAUCCCAUGCAAGCUGUUCACUUGUUUGCAAAAGAAUUGGAUAAUUCCAGCAUAAAGAUUGAAAGAAUACUUGGCACAGGGGAAUAUGGCGAAAUUUGCAGGGGUUGCUUGAAGCUUCCAAGUAAGAGAGAGCUUCCAGUUGCCAUACAAACACUGCGGGCUGGCUGUUCAGACAAACAGAAGCGCUCGUUUUUGGCAGAGGCAAGCAUCAUGGGACAGUUUGACCAUCCCAACAUCAUACGUCUAGAAGGAGUCAUCACCAGAGGCAAUACAAUGAUGACAAUAAUGGAAUAUAUGGGCAACGGAGUGCUAGAUUCAUUUUUGAGGAAACAUGAGGGGCAAUUUACAGUACCUCAGCUGGUGGGGAUGCUGAGUGGUAUAGCCUCAGGGAUGAAGUACCUAACAGAGAUGAGCUAUAUCCACAAGUGCCUUGCUGCACACAAAGUCCUUGUCAACUCUAACCUGGUUUGCAAGAUAUCUGGAUUUCGACAAAUUCAAGAUGAUAAACUUGACACUGUAUUUACCACCAUGAUGCGGAAUUCAAAUAAUGGAAAGAGCACAGUUUUAUGGAGUGCCCCAGAAGGUAUCCAGUACCACCGUUAUAGCACUGCCAGUGAUGUCUGGAGCUUUGGUAUAGUUAUGUGGGAGGUCAUGUCUUAUGGUGAAAGACCUUACUGGGACAUGUCCAAUCAAGAUGUCAUCAAGGCCAUAGAAGAUGGUUUCCGACUUCCAGCACCAAUAAACUGUCCACCUGCUCUCCAUCAGUUGAUGUUAGACUGUUGGCAAAAGGACAGGAAUGAGAGACCAAAAUUUACUCACAUACACAACAUAUUAACCAAGCAUGGGCAAAGCCCUGAAAAAAACAAGUCUGCAACCUCCACAGCAACAAGAUCGCACAGUACUUCCAUUCCAUUAAUUGAACGGACAUUUACAACAUUCCCUUCAUUUAGCUCAGUGGGAGAAUGGCUGGAGGCCAUUGAAAUGGAAAGGUAUAAGGAUAACUUCACAGCAGCUGGCUAUUGCUACCUGGAGUCUGUAGCCAGGAUGACAGUUCAAGAUGUCAUGAGUUUAGGAAUCACUUCUGUGGAACACCAGAAAACCAUUCUCAGUGGCAUUCAGACCUUACGUGCUCAAGUUAUACAAAUGCACGGACGGGGAGUGCAGGUGUGACACACAAGGACACAAGAUAAGCUCUGGGACUGAAAAAUCCAAAGGGAGAGCUAUACAGCCCCCCCAAAUCUGGCCAAGAAACAUGAGAGGAAAAGAAAGGCAAAACCUAAGGCGGAGUCAAAUGUAACUAGGAUUACAUCGGAGCCAAACUCUCUUAACUCCCUAGAAGCAAUUGUAAAAUUGCCAAGUAUGGCUGCUGUAGUACCAUGUCCCAUGGUCGAAGAUGGCACAGUCAAAUGGAAGAAUUUAUCCCUUAUAUGGGGGAGAAGUGAAAUCAUGCUGUGUGUCUACAAUGAUAACCAGCCAUAUAGACUGCAAAACUGGACAGAUUUUAGAGGUCUUUUAACAAGGCCAAAUAUCUGUAUGAAUCAUAGGCAUACAGGGUGUGCUGGAAACGUGUGCACUUGUUUUUACAUGGGGUACAUUGUUGUAAUAUUGUGGUGCCAACUACUCCAUUAACUAUAAGUACUUAAGUAUUUUUCUAACAGCAACUGUGUUGUACUGACUCCCAUAAAUAGCUUUUAUUUUUACAGAAUGUAAAAGAAAAAAAGACUUUUUUUUUAUACCAGAUCAAGUGUCCAAGUGAUAUGUGUUUGGUGCAGAAAGUGCUAGUCUUUUUCUUUUCUCCUCCUUACUAAGCACUUUUUUCUCAGCGGCAUUAAAUGAUGGCAUCUCUCUCAUGGGGCAAAUGCGAUGAAGCUGAAGUGGUGCAAUUUGUCUUUUACUUGAAGUUCAAUGCGAGCAAUCGCUUACUUUGCAAAGGUUUGUCUGACAGAUUUGAGCAGCGGGGAGGUGAGAUGGAAAACCAUGCAAGCAAUACAGAAAAACAACAAAAUAGUUGUAGAGCCUUCAUUUAUAUGUGGUUUGGUUGAUAUGAAACACAAUCAGUUAUAAAGAGAGUGCUCAAGCCUAAUGGAUCGUCAGACAGGGUACACCUGAUGUUAUCCAAACACCAAAACAGGUCACUUGCUGCUUCCUUUGUAACGUAACUUCAGUUGGCUGCACAGAAGACAGUUUCUCAAAGCAGCGUCAACAAUAUUUGUCUUUACUUAUAAAUUAUAAUGGUGGUGUCAUCUAGGGUGAAGGUCUACUCUCCUCUUUCUGCCAAUAACUCAAUUUAAUUUGGAGUCUUUCGGUUUUAACCUAUAUACUUUUAUGUGCAGGGAAAGUCAUCGUUGACUGGCUGCCUCUUCUGACUGCCACUUCUGAUUCAUUUGCUGCAGUAUAAUUAUAAGGGAAGUUUACCUGUUGGUAGUAAAACAUAAGAGUGACUCAUACUGCUUGAAAGAAUAGGGAGUGUUCACUGUAAUCUAUCUGCCCAAAUUACCUCUGUGCACUUAAGUAAUGCUAACUGUACAGCUAUAAAGGCCGCUCAAGUACAUUAUCCAAAUACAGUAAAUUGAAAUGUAUCACUUUUUUAAAUAUCUUUUGUCCUUUUACAAAAUGUAAUAUCAUCAAGCCAGUUCUAGACUUGACAGUGGAUUUGUUCUCCAAACACAAAUGAUUUUAAUUGACUCUCCUCUUGUGAUCAACCACAGCAUUAAUAAGUAUUACCUCAGCCGGUCAGUCAUUUGGACCUCAGACAAAUAUGCCAACCAGAGGUGUAGCUAGGCGCCAUGGUGCCCGGAUCAAGGGCACGUUUUGGCACCCCCUUCCCCUGUACUGAAUUGGGGGCCUAGCCAGCAUGUGGUGGCAUGUUACAUUUGAAAAGAAACAAUAUUUUAAAAUCCUAAAUUGGUGACAGGGCCGGUUCCAGACCUUGUGGAGCUCAGGGCAAAAGUUUCCUUUGGGUGUCCCCCAUGUUUAAAAUAGGCUCAGUGUGUGCUGAAGGCUUGCAACAACAAUAUAGGGGCAUGGCAGCAUGGACGGUUUAAUGGUUAGUAUUACUGCCUCACAGCACUAUAAAGAAGGUGGCCAGAGCUGUCAGUCUCUCCCGCUAUCGCCUCUGGCCUGCCCUGUUCCCUACCUAGUCUUCGAGUCAGUGUGCACCCCCUCUGCUUCCCCUCCUCCUGCACUGUGGCUGCCAGUACAGUGGCCCACAGGAAUGGGGGGUGGUGGGCGGCAGUGCGCCCUCUAACUUUUUUGGCACCCGGAGCUCGCACUCCACUGGAGCCACCCUCGCUACACCCCUGAUGCCAACACAAUAUCAUACUUAUCCUGAGAAAUCACUGAUGGUGUAUUUCCAUAGUGGGCAUAGGCCCAGAUUUAUCAAGCCUUGGAGAGUGAUACAUUGUACGGUGAUAACGUACCAACCAAUCACCUCAUAACUGUCAUUUUUAAGCACAGCCUGUAACAUGGCAGUUAGGAGCUGGUUGAUUGUUACUUUAUCCCCAUGCAAUUUAUCACUUUCCUAAGCUUGAUAAAUCUUGACCAUAGUAAUUAAAACAAUACAACUUUAGGCAGAGUUACAAGUUUAGCUGUUACACAUAUACUGUAGCUGGGUCAAUCUUGGCAUUGUGUGUGUCCCUAGUUAUACAUUGAAAAUGAAUUGGUAAUUUUCAAUUUCCAAUUAAUGGUUACAAAAAAAAUCACACAUAGUUUGCUUUUGUAAUAUGUGUUUGGUGAAGUUGACUUUAUUUUGAUUUACUGAUUUUAUUUAAAGGACACUUGGCUAAUACACACUAAUGAAGCUUCCAUUCUGUGUGCUAAACCACUACCCAUGUAAAUACAGCCUUUUUAUUGUCUCUGACCAAGUAAUAUCACCGUGGUACAUUAUGAUUACUUUCCUUGUGGCCUAAUAUCCAGGAGACUAUGACAUUUAGGGCCUAAUUCAGAGAUGUACAUAAACCCAAUGUUUAUUCACAUUUCCAAUGUUUUUAGUUCUGCACAGAAGCCGCACUGCGCAUGUUACUCACAGUGCCCUACCCGUCAUAGCAUGAUUGACAUGCAGCUGGUUGGUGAUUUGGGGUGGCAAUGGGCAACAUCCAGAAGAUGGGAACAUGAUGGACCAGAUUUCUUCACUAAUACCAGCAGCAUGAUUUCACUAGACAUCCUGAGCAGGGUCGGACUGGCCCACAGGGGUACCAGGGAAACCACCGGUAGGCCACACUGCCUGAGUGCCCACUCCUUCCUCUAGGGUUCAGGUUCCAGACUGUGCACUUGUAUUAUACAUGGUAGAUAUGUUGCAUUACACUGCACUAGACUAUUGUGUAUUUCAAGCCUCUGUAGAGGCUGGCCACACCCCCUUUGUAGGCAGACCACACCCUUAAGUAUGGGCCCCUGUCACUGCAUUCCCCCGGUGGGCCCUUCAUGCUCCAGUACGACACUGAUCUUGAGUAACCUGAGGCUUACUCGAAUGUCCAGUGUUCAUGCAGAGUGAGCCAAUGCUGCAUCUCUGGACGCAGCAGCUAGAAGUGGGCGUCUAUUUACACAAGACACCUUCGGCAGCAUUAGUAUUUAUUAGCACAACCACUACAUACAAAGAUACAGCUGCUGUGCUAUAGUGUCUCCCUCUGAAUUAGCCCCUUUAAUGAACUGAUAAUCUGCAUUCUCAUAAAUAUUGUUUCAGCCCCCCAAAAAAUAGAUUCCAAAAUAGACGUGCAGAUUGACAUGCCAUUCAAAGGCAAGGUGCUAUAUCUACAUCAUCUGUUUUUAUUAAAUACCCAUUUUGAAAGAAAAUGCUUGCCAUUGAAGCCUGUCCUUACAAUGUACUAUAUGUUUCUGAAGCAAAGCUCCUAUCAAGAAAAUCUCAUUUAGGGUUUAAUUAUGUCUAACAUCACCUUUUAUACUGCCAGCAAAAGUCAAAUG
Pseudophryne corroboree (corroboree frog) is the source of this 6809-nucleotide messenger RNA. It is a transcript of the gene EPHA10, whose product is annotated as EPH receptor A10. Lineage: Eukaryota; Metazoa; Chordata; Amphibia; Anura; Myobatrachidae. The coding region runs from base 93 to 3062 and encodes 989 amino acids. The transcript has 17 exons. Gene Ontology annotation, molecular function: protein binding; ATP binding; transmembrane-ephrin receptor activity. Gene Ontology annotation, cellular component: plasma membrane; dendrite. Gene Ontology annotation, biological process: protein phosphorylation; ephrin receptor signaling pathway; axon guidance. The record is from RefSeq and is a predicted model, not a curated record.